Molecule: messenger RNA, 1644 nt
Organism: Anopheles stephensi (Asian malaria mosquito)
Lineage: Eukaryota; Metazoa; Arthropoda; Insecta; Diptera; Culicidae
Product: 3-oxoacyl-[acyl-carrier-protein] synthase, mitochondrial
Exons: 1
Coding region: 246-1622 (458 amino acids)
Biological process (GO): fatty acid biosynthetic process
Molecular function (GO): 3-oxoacyl-[acyl-carrier-protein] synthase activity
Source: RefSeq, a predicted model, not a curated record
UGACAGCCCGUUGACAGUGAAUUGUUAUGACUUCCGAAACAAUCUAGAUUUGGGUCAAUUUAAAGUUUUUCUUUCUCUCCAAUCGAAUAACAAUACAAAGUGAAACUAUCCUUCGUAGCGCUAAUAAUGCUAAAAUCUGCUCUGUUGAUCGCUGCAACAGCAAAUCAUAUUUAAACUGACACACAAUCGCAGUACUGUUUUUAUUUUGCAUUAACUAAGAUCCUGUUUCUACACCACGACCAAUCAUGAGUUCAAAUAUUCAUAGUUACUGCUUUCUGCGGGCCCGCAAAAGCUUGUUCUCUCUGCUACGCAGUCAAUAUCAGUCCCCGCAUGCCAACUACUCCACAAACAGUGAUCGUCGCCGUGUUGUGGUAACUGGGCUAGGUGUGGUGUCGCCGGUUGGCUGUGAUGUGGAAACGGCUUGGCGAACGAUUCUUUCGGGCCAGUCGAAGAUUGGACGACUGGCUGGCGAGACGUACGAUAAGCUUCCGUGCCGUGUAGCUGCCACCAUCAACACGGACCAGAUAGAUUUAGAGAAAUGUUUCUCCAAAACAGAGCUGAAAACGAUGGCACGGGCUACCGCGUUUGCACUGAUCGCCGCCAAAGAAUCGCUUUCGAUGGCAGCUUGGACACCGCCGAUUGACGAUGAAGAAGCCUGCCAACGUACGGGUGUCGCUAUCGGGAUGGGCAUGGUUGAUCUGAUGGACAUUUGCGAGACGAACGAAGCGCUCAAGAAGGGUUACAACAGAGUCAGUCCGUUUUUCGUUCCACGCAUUUUGCCCAACAUGCCGGCCGGCCAGCUCAGCAUACGGUACGGAUUCCGGGGACCUAAUCACGCGGUAUCUACGGCAUGUGCAACAGGUGCCCACGCAAUAGGUGAUGCGUUUCGCUUCAUUCAGCACGGUGAUGCGGACGUAAUGGUUUGUGGCAGUGCGGAAGCAUGUAUAAGUCCACUGGGCAUUGCUGGAUUCUGUCGGCUGCGCGCACUAAGCACGGCAUUUAAUGAUGAACCCACCGCAUCGUCCAGACCGUUCGAUGAACGUCGCGAUGGAUUUGUAAUGGGCGAGGGAUCGGCCAUUUUCGUGCUGGAAGACUUGGAACAUGCCAAGCGCCGGGGUGCACAAAUUUACGGUGAGAUACUCGGUUACGGGUUGUCUGGCGAUGCGUCCCAUCUGACGGCACCGCGUGAAGAUGGUACGGGUGCGCUCCUGGCCAUGAAGCGAGCGAUAGCCGAUGCGGGCAAGACAAUAGCCGAUAUCGGGUACGUUAACGCCCAUGCCACAUCCACCCCGAUUGGAGAUGCCAUAGAAGCUCGCUCGAUUAGAACCCUUUUCGGAGAGCACACUAAAUCGGUCGCUGUCUCUUCAACUAAGGGCGCUCACGGACAUCUGCUCGGUGCGGCAGGUAACUUGGAAGCAUUGUUCGUUGUGAUGGCUUGCCGACAUGGUGUGCUCCCGCCGACUGUGAACCUGCACAACGUCACGGAUGAUAUGGCAGGAUUACAUUAUGUGGCCAACAGCUCAGAACCUUGGGAAGGAAAUCGCCGGCGAAUCGCGUUGAAAAACUCCUUCGGCUUUGGUGGAACCAAUGCAUGCCUCUGCAUUGGUGAAUAUAGCGAAUAAACAGGUGUCUUAUGAAUGAUUA